GUUUCCGUUUAAAUGAAUUAUUUAUUGACAUGCAUGAAUGUUUAUUUAUAAGCUCAGGAAGCUUACCCCUGGCCUGUAAUAGGAGCGCCAUUACAAAGCUUGUUGGAAGUAUUCAAAAAUCAGGCUGCAGGAAGUUUGAGCUGUUGGAAUGGCUACGACGACAAAACCACUGUUGUCUGACCUCGUCGCCGGCAUGUGCCGUGUUCCUCCGAACUACAUCCGACCCACAUCUGACCGUCCAAAUCUUCAUGAGGUUGAAUCAUUGGAUGGUGCCAUUCCUCUCAUCGAUCUUCAAGGCCUUAAUGGUCCUAACCGUUUUAACAUAGUCAAAGAGAUAGGCCUUGCCUGCAAAAGCUAUGGUUUCUUUCAGGUUAAAAACCAUGGAGUUUCUGAAGCAGUGAUCGAUAAUAUGUUACGCGUAUCGAGGGAGUUUUUUCAUCUGCCAGAAAGUGAGAGGUUAAAAAAUUAUUGUGAUGAUCCAAUGAAAACGACGAGGCUAUCCACUAGUUUCAACGUGAACACCGAAAACGUAGCCAGCUGGAGGGAUUACUUGAGACUCCAUUGCCACCCUCUAGAGGAUUACAUGCAGGAAUGGCCCCUCAACCCUCCAUCUUUUAGAGAAGAUGUCGCUGAGUAUUGUAAAAAUGCAAGGGGUAUAGCACUGAGACUACUUGAAGCAAUAUCAGAGAGCUUAGGGCUUGGAAAGGAAUACAUAGAUAGGGCUCUGGGGAAGCAUGGCCAACACAUGGCCAUCAACUACUAUCCGCCAUGUCCCCAACCAGACUUGACCUUUGGAUUGCCGGGACACACCGAUCCGAACGUCAUAACCAUACUCCUCCAAGAUGAGAUUCCGGGAUUGCAGGUCCUUAAAGAUGGCAAGUGGGUUGCGGUCAAUCCCAUUCCAUAUACCUUUAUUGUCAACAUCGGCGAUCAGAUACAGGUACUUAGCAACGAUCACUACAAGAGUGUGCUGCAUCGGGCAGUAGUGAAUUGUGAGCAGGAGAGGAUCUCUAUCCCAACCUUCUAUUGCCCAUCGCCUGAUGCCAUGAUAGGACCAGCUCCGCAGCUGAUCGACGUUGACCAUCCUCCCAACUACAAAACUUUUGCCUAUUCUGAAUACUACCAGAAGUUUUGGGAUCGGGGUCUCACUACUCAAACCUGCUUGGAUGCGUUCAAGGAUUCUCGACCUUGACCUAUAUAUGCAUGGAAUAGUCAUAUAUGUCACAUGGUGUACGAUGCUGUAUGACCAACUCCUUGAACAUGAACCAAGAUAGAUUAGCAUGAUCAGCGUGCAUGCAGUGAUUCUUUUUCAGAAGUUUUAUUAGAAUUUCAGUACAGAUAUAUAAAAAAUAAUUAGACGCCUUCUCUUUAUUUAUUUAUUAUUAUUAUUUUUUGGAAUUUAAAAAUCCCAUACGCCUGGACGGUCCGGAUGACUCAUGUCCUUUUUAUGCGAUGCUGAAUGGGAAUUUUAAAUUCCAAAUAAUAAUAAUAAUAAAUAAAUAAAGAGAAGGCGUCUAAUUAUUUUUUAUAUAUCUGUACUGAAAUUCUAAUAAAACUUAUGAAAAAGAAUCACUGCAUGCACGCUGAUCAUGCUAAUCUAUCUUGGUUCAUGUUCAAGUUUUCUUCA
Molecule: messenger RNA, 1627 nt
Organism: Carya illinoinensis
Lineage: Eukaryota; Viridiplantae; Streptophyta; Magnoliopsida; Fagales; Juglandaceae
Product: protein DMR6-LIKE OXYGENASE 1-like
Exons: 4
Coding region: 149-1192 (347 amino acids)
Source: RefSeq, a predicted model, not a curated record